Molecule: messenger RNA, 5220 nt
Organism: Linum trigynum
Lineage: Eukaryota; Viridiplantae; Streptophyta; Magnoliopsida; Malpighiales; Linaceae
Source: the annotation of a GenBank genome assembly
AUAUAUAUAAGGUUAAUAUAUAUAUAUAACAAAGGUCGUUGUAACCUCUUGGUGUAUAUUUGAAACUUUUGAGCAUGAAGUAGUUGGUUCAAAUCUCGCUGGUUUAACCAAUUGGUAUUCCUGGUAUUGACUGGAUACCAAUAAUGAAUAUCAACCCCUUCAUAGCUGGUUUAUUUUUUAAUGACGUGUGUGAAAAAUACUGAAAUUUAGUUUAGGGUCUAACAGGUCGUUAUUCUUGGUAUUGAUCGGAUUUAACCAAUACUGAAUACUGACCCCCUUUCUAACCGGUUUGGUGACAUAUACCGAUCGUAUCAGGUUGACUUGAACGUUAGGAAGUUGGUGUGACAACCAGUUUGCCCUCACCAAAGUACCACUUUACCUCAAAAGGGGGGGAAAUUGUAGUAACUAGGUGUAAUAAAUGGUUACGUCGUUCACGGUUUAAUCGCUAGCCGGCUUUUAAUAUUUAACCACGAACCAUCAAGAAGCAUGUGGGUUGUGUUAACGGAAGGUGAAAAUCUCUUAUUGGAUUAUCAAUCUAUACACUGUUAAUUAAUCGGCGGUUGGGGGUUACUUGAUUAAUAACCGGUAAAGGUUGUUAACCAUCCAAUAUAGGCAAAAACGCCACACUCAACAAAGGAAACAACUUCGCCCCUAACCACUCGAACACUCACAUAUUCCCUUCCUCUCCUUUCAGUCAGAGCAACUUCAUUCCUGACCCAUAGCCUCGAACCCACAAAAUCAUAUUCGCUUUUUCAAGCCCAAUCGCCGACUGAUUUUGAUCUCAUCAUCUUCUAAUUCAAACCAAAUAAUUACGGUUAGAACCCGGCAUAUCUACUUUGGAUUGUGUAGAAUCAUAUUAGUUAAAUGAACAUUUUGGGUUAGGUUGAAAUUCCUACAAAUGCAUUUAUUGUUAGAAAAGGGGCUUUGUCCCUGUAGUGGCCACUCGCCCGGCCAGCCGCGCCUUUGUCUGUGUCUUCUGGCCUGCGAUGGUGUGUAUGAUUGGAUUCCCUUCUGUCGGUAGGAGGGGGAAGGAAUAAUAAUAAUAAUAAUAAUAAUAAUAAUAAUAAUAAUAAUAAUAAUAAUAAUAAUAAUAAUAAUAAUAAUAAUAACAACAUUAACAUGAUUAACACAGAGAAGUAAAAAGAAAACUCAAUACUAUGCAAUAAUUAGUGAGCCACUAAUUGUUCUAAAAAUGCAAAAAAUAUAAAAAAAAAACGUUAAUAAUAUUGCGAAGUCUUACCGUAUGAUUGACGUAUAAUAUACGUUCUCUCUUGUUAUUUUUUUUAUUAAUUAAUUUUAUGAUUUGAGUUUAGAAAAUUGGCGAUUGUGGUUCACUCAUCGAAGAUUAAGAUUUGAUAUCAUGUCGGAGCAUUUGAUUGGUUUAUAGUCUAUAAAACAAAACUCAUUAAGUAUAUACUGUUCAUCAGAUUAUUAGGCCCAGAUUUACAACUCUGCCAGCCAUCUGCCUUGUACCAUGCUGCACAUAUGAUCAUGGUUUAAGAAACCCUACCAUACCGAUCGGUCCAAUCGGAAAUACGGGAUACUGAACUCUAAACGGUAGGCGGUGGUAGCGGUACAAAGCGGUUGGAUAACUGUUCAACCACGAUUUCAGUACAAAAAUAGUGAUACCCUACCACUAACUUUUUCGAUACAACUUCUAGUAUGAUUUCACAAACAUAUGUAGUGGUUAAACAUUCCGAACCAUGACUAAUCAUGGACAGAAAGAACUUUCCCAAAACAAAUGAAAAAGAAAACAUUGACCGUAUCAUUAAUCAAUCAGAAAGUAUGGUAAAGACACUAAUAAUACCCACAAAAACAGGAAGAAUCUUUGGACCAAAACCAACCAAACCACCAACCAUUAGGGAUGGAGGGGAAGAAGAAAGACAUCUAUUCAAGCCAAAUAUAAUCAUGUAUUCUGUUCUUUCUUAUGACUAAAAUACUCAUAUUUUUUUCAGAGAGCAAAAAACAACCAAAACCUGUACCAAACCUGUGCUAGAAAUGUCCAAUUGUUUUUUUGUCCAAUUACUCUAUUGAAUCCAACAGAAAACCUAACCUCGUUGAUGAGGUAGUUUUACAAUUCACAUACUUCUUACAAAAUUUUGGUCAAGAAACUAUACCUACCAUCCAAUUGAAUAUGAAAUACUAUGGAUCAAUCCAAAGUUGUACUAAUAAGUGUGUGAUAGGGUGUUUUAUGGUUUAAUCGUGAUUUAACUGUUUCACAUCGGUAAAAAAAUUAUACCUAUCGGAGUUUUGAUGGACAAUUUUUUUUCAGUCGGACUGGCGAAUACAAUACUGUUUAUUAAACAGUCGAUUGUACUGCGCUUAGUAGCCACAUAUGCAACUCAUUUCACUUAAUAUUUUACCGUUUGAGGAUAAUCAUUAACAUGGAUAGUAAGUCAACAACAAAUUCGACAAAAACUUCGCCUAACUACAUGGAAUCAAUUGUAUCACAACAAAACCCAUCAAAGAUUGAAACAUUAGAGAAACUCUUGCUCUUGUUAUUAUUGAGAAACCUAGUACUACCCUAUUCAAGGAGGGGGUGUUAAUGUCUUGGUAAGGGAACUUCAACAUGAAUCUAACCAAAAAAAUCAGACUACUUAAUCCUAAUUACACGUGUUUCUUAUACUAAGUGAAUUCUCCAUCAAAGUGAAAGCAACCCUUCUUUUUUCAUAAAAUUCCCAACAAAUCAACCGAAAAACAGUUCAAUCAAAAUACAACCCAAAUUAGUGGCCGGUGGCCGGCACAAUUUUUCCCUCAAUAUAAAGUUGUUAAGAAACCCCGACCGGAAAGCUCCUCCGACCACCACCAAACCUCACGAACUUUUGCAAUUCCCUUUCACCACCGUCUCCUCCGCCGCCGCUCCAUGGUGGUCCGAUGAGAAUAAAACAAAAGUUUUGACAAUCAAUUAGGCCACGUGACGAACACGUGCCAGUAUUCUCUCCUCCAUUCCUAUCGUUAUUACCCCGCGCGUAAAAUAACUACCCCCUAAAAUCCAGCUCUGUUCAAUCUCUCUCUCUCUCUCUUCUCUGUCACUCUCUGCAAACUGAAUCACUCUGUCCACCGCCAUGAACAGCACCGCCCCAAUCGAGCCGCAUCCACAUUCCAAUUCAAUGCUCUGUGUUCCCCUUUAAUUUCCUGAAACAAACCCCCUCGCCGGAGUUGAAAACCCAUUUUCCCGAUCAGAGGAAAGGGGAAUAAAUAGAGAAGAAUUCUCGACGGGGGGAGGGGGGUUUUGGCGGUGAACGGUACUGAUGACGGACCAAUUAUCAAAACCCACCUCAAUUUUCGGAUUGAAACUAUGGGUAAUCGUCGGCGUAUGCGCCGGAGCUUCCUUCGUGAUACUCCUCUUCCUAAUCACACUCUGGCUCGCCUCCAAGCGAUCCUCCAAAUCCCGGGCCAACGCCGCCGCCGUCGACGCAGCCGGCGGUAGCCGCCACGCGAUCCCGGCCGUAUCGAAGGAGAUCCAGGAGAUCAGAAUCGACCCCGUCAAGACCAAUGCCGCCGCCGCCAACCAGGCCGACGCGGGUCCCGUCGGCAACGAGAGGCUGUCCCUCCUCGUGCCCAAUUCGUCCUCCGGCGACGCGAUUCGCGGCGGAGGAUGCAGUAACGGGUCGUACUACCACCACGGCGGCGGGGUUCAGGUGGAAAUUGGGAGGGGGCACAACAAGAUUCUGUACCCCGGUGGGUCGUCCGGCGAAGGAGGCCUCCUUCCUCGCGGCGGAAGCGGGAGCAGCGGCGGCGGCGGCGGAGGAAGUAGCCACGGCCGUGGGGGUUCGGCGACGGUGAUUCCCGAUGUGUCACAUUUGGGCUGGGGACACUGGUACACUCUGCGUGAGCUGGAGGAAGCUACGGACUGUUUCGCCGACGGGAACGUCGUCGGCGAGGGCGGAUACGGCAUCGUUUACCACGGUGUUUUGCAGGAUCGGACCCAGGUCGCCGUCAAAAACUUGCUUAAUAACAGGGGACAAGCUGAAAGGGAAUUCAAGGUAGAAGUGGAAGCCAUUGGAAGGGUUCGGCAUAAGAAUUUAGUAAGGCUGCUUGGCUAUUGCGCUGAAGGAGCUCAAAGGAUGUUAGUUUAUGAGUAUGUGAACAAUGGGAAUUUGGAGCAGUGGCUCCAUGGAGAAGUAGGACCUAGCAGCCCUCUUACAUGGGAGAUCAGAAUGAAUGUUAUUCUGGGAGCUGCCAAAGGGUUAGCUUACCUUCACGAGGGUUUAGAACCGAAAGUGGUCCAUCGGGACGUGAAAUCGAGCAACAUUUUGCUCGACCAGCAGUGGAAUGCCAAGGUCUCGGACUUCGGCCUGGCUAAGCUCCUAAACUCGGAGAGGAGCUACAUUACCACAAGGGUAAUGGGAACGUUCGGGUACGUAGCACCAGAAUACGCAAGCACAGGGAUGUUGAACGAGAGCAGCGACGUUUACAGCUUUGGGAUUCUUGUCAUGGAGAUUAUAAGUGGGAGGAACCCAGUCGAUUACGCCAGGCCUCCUGAAGAGGUGAACCUAGUUGAUUGGAUCAAGAAGAUGGUUACGAGCAGAAAUGCAGAAGGGGUGUUGGAUCCCAAGCUACAGGAGAAGCCGUGUUCAAGGGCGUUGAAGCGAGCUCUUCUGGUAGCUCUACGCUGCGUUGAUCCCAACUCGCAGAAACGGCCCAAAAUGGGACACAUUGUACAUAUGCUAGAGGCUGAUGACUCCUUUAGAGAAGAUCGUCGAGCUGGAAAGGACCCGACAAACCAACGAUCAUGCAGGGCGAAAGACGGGCUGCUAGACAAGCAGGUGACAGAAUCAGGUGGUGGUGCUGGGAGUAGUCGCAAAAGUGGGCCUGAAAGUGCGGUGGGAGCUAUAGAGGCAAGAUGACAGCUAUCUAUCCAGUGGAAAGAAAGACCCUACCGGGAGGAGAUUUCCAGUUGAGCUUACAGCAACUUGCUUGGGCCGGGGGCAACCAGUAAUUCAUUAUUCAUCCCUAUGUACAGAAACUCAGUCGAACGCUUUAUCAAUUUGCAUUCUCUUUCCCCAUAAUUCAUGCCUUCAGUUUUUCCUACUUCUAAAGCUGUACCACAAGAUUCCACAUUCAUACAUCUCCAAUCAAAGGAAGAAAGAAAUACAAUUUCACUUCCAAAUGUGCCAUUUCCAGGUGACUGCGUCUGGUUUUUUUUUUUUUGCAGUAGAACAAGAGUUGGAGUGCAAGGUAAAAGAAGCCUGGGCCAGAUAAAGUGGUCUUAUGUUU